UUCCCUAAAGAUCCCGAACAAGAAAAUAAAACUCACGACCAUGCCCUUUUAACUCCGACUCCUGAUUAAAACCACGGACACACACUCGACAGCCCCUUCCUUCCAUUUUUAUCUCUGCAAUUUUGUCGGCCAAGCAAACAAAAUAAUUUAAAGGAAGCCAUGUUUGAAGCAUCUGUGUCCCCUACACCUUCGAUCUGGGCUUCCAUAAACAGCUGGUUCACUCCCGCAGUUUUCUUCGUCGUCCUCAAUCUCAUGAUUGGCACCAUUGCCAUUACUUCGAGAUUAGGCAACCAAAAGCACCAACAAGCAGAAGCAGAAGCAGAAGCAGAAGCGGAAGCGGAAGCGGAAGCAGAACACCCACAACACCCACAGUUUGCUAGAUCUCCAUCCGUAUUGCAAAGGCUCAAAUCGAUCAAAUUCUACGCCUACAGAUCCCAGGAACCAGCUAACAUCUUCGAGAAAUCCCCAGAAUCAGAGAGCGAUUUCGAUUUCAAACAUCUCCAUGAACGAGAGCAACCCCAACUUACCAGAUCUCCGUCUAUGCUUCAGUGGCUCAAGUCCAUUAACCUCCGCAGUUACCAAUACCGCGAGCCCAGCGCGCCACAGUUUCCAACCACUGCCAUUACCGCUACCGCUACCUCCGAUUUGCACAAAACCCAAGAAUUCGAUAUCCAUUUCACUACUCUCCAACAACCCCUAGAGAAUGAAGAAGAAGAGCAAUCCCAGGAUGAAGACGAAGACGAAUACAAAGAACAAGAUCAAUACCAGGACCAGACCAUGAAUGAGAUUUACGGCCGGCUACAGGGCACCCACGCUACCAAGCCGAAGAGGAAGAUGAAGAAGUCGGUGAGCGCCAAGUGGGCGUUUCCUCAUUUUGAAGAGGACGACAUCGUUGAGGCUCGCCGGCCGGCGACAGUGAGUGAAGGAAAGGUUGGGGCGACUGAGGACAAAGAAGAGGUGGACUCCAAGGCAGACGAUUUCAUCAACAAGUUCAAGCGUCAGUUGAAGUUGCAGAGGAUGGACUCCAUUUUGAGGAGCAUGGCGGAGGAUCACCGGAGGCAGAGUGGUAAGUAGGGUAAAUAAUUUUGUGGUAAAUUACUAAGUGUGUUUAAUUUUUAUUACAUUUUAGGGAUUAGUAAAAAAAAAAAGAAUUGUGUUACGGUGAU
Messenger RNA from Juglans microcarpa x Juglans regia, 1166 nucleotides. RefSeq names its product pathogen-associated molecular patterns-induced protein A70-like. The transcript is spliced from 2 exons. NCBI's taxonomy places the organism in Eukaryota, Viridiplantae, Streptophyta, Magnoliopsida, Fagales, Juglandaceae. The coding region runs from base 160 to 1074 and encodes 304 amino acids. The record is from RefSeq and is a predicted model, not a curated record.